AUGAGUGGUGCCCAGGGAGCAGCCUCGCAGGGAGCCACGCCACCCACGGCGAGCGCCUCCCAUGUCUUAUUGGUAAAAGACGUGUUAUUAUUUUCUCGGCGUCUUGUAAAGGACAAAGCAGGAGAUCAUAUCAGCGAGGUCCGCUUCAGCAGCCCCGUGACCCUAACACGGAUUGUCAUGGCCAGCCCGGCGCCGGCCGCGGAUUCCCGGCAGCAUCAGCAACACGUGGCACCGUUGCUGCGCGCUUUUGCACGUGACUUGCAGCACCCCGGCACGGCCCGCUACGCGCCGCUCUGUCCCAACAACUUAUCAGUGGGACCCGGGGGACAGAGCAGCAGCUUUGCGACCGAGCCGGUGGUCACGGAUCAUGUUAUCCUACGCGGCCGUUACACGGCGGUUGAAGUACAGCUGUACGGCCGGGCGGAGUACGACCCGGGGGCGGUGGUAGUAGCGGCCGUCAGCGGCGCCGCCGCCUCGGGGCACCCCAUGGCGGAUGAGGACAUCGAGCUGCUGCGGCAGCAGCAGCAGCGCCUACAGCAGCCGGCACCUGGCAGCGCCGCCGCCGCUGCCUCACGGAGUGGCGGCGGCGGGCCGGGCGCUGCAAAGCGGCAGCGGCUGUCGCAAGCUCCCAUGUCGGUGCCACUCCGACCUCCGAGCAAAGCACGGGGGGAGGGGGCCCCCGAGGGGGAGUCGGGGUCUCAUGCUGGCGAUGGCGGCGGCGGUGCGCUGCCGCCGGCGGCGGAACCGGACGCGAAGCGGCUGGUAUUGGAUGGAAUCCCACUCCUACCAGCGCCGCAACUGAUUCCUCCAGGCUCCUCCCUGCUACCGCUGGACCACGUGCCGCCGCCCCUGCUGGGGGCGCUGCGUGCCGCCGCGGAGUACUACGGGGAGGUGGGGCGCAGCCACGGCCGCAUCGCCAUGAACCCCCCAGCGGGCCGCCUGGCGCCGGUCAUGGCUGCGGCAAAACACGUCUGUCGCGCACUUGCAGGUCAGACCUCCGAUCUGGAGAUGACUCUGGCCACUCCGUGUCCCCGUGAGGUGGCCCCCCUGGCUGCGGGGGAGCUGGAGUCGCUGUGCGAUCUGGCCUGCGAGUGGUGCCUGCUGCUGGCGUCCGGCAGGGCAAGCAAGCUCGAAGAGCUGAACGUGGGGCUGGCGGGUGUGGCCUCCGCGGUGCUGUUGGCGAUAUGCACCCCCUCGGCCCCGCUGCUGAUGGCCAUGGGGACCGCCGGACAGGUCGUCCGGGCGCUGUGUCUGUCCAACCCUCCGGCCGAUCUGGUGCGUCUGGCCGUGGCGUGUUGCGAUGCACUCACACUCACCUGCCCGGCGCCGGCGGCGGAGGUGCUGCUGGCGAGGUACCGCCCUAUGCCGCCGCAGCCGGCGCGGGGCGGGGAGGCAGCUGCAGCGGCAUUGGCCGCGACAACGGGGACGGCGACGGGGACGGCGGUGGGGGCGGCGCGGGGUGGCGUCGAGGUCAAAUCGGGAGCGGAGGGGAAGGUCAAGCGCGAGGCGGAUGGCUCCGCGCCUGGGCAGCAGCCGGCAGACGAGACGAGCUCGAUGGACCACCAGGCUGCCGUACAACAGGGGGUGAACGGUGUCAAGGCGGAGGCUGCUAACGGAGACGGAGGCGCAGUGUACGGCGAUGGGCAGGUGCGCGGCGGCGGCGAAGAAGACGAUGAUAUCGAUAAUGAUGAAAGCGGUGGAACGACGGCACGCAGGCGAUCCAGCGCCUCUGGCGGUCGCGGCAGCGGCGACGGCGGAGGCGGUGGCGGCGGCGGGGGUAGCGAAGACUUGGCGACCGGUGACGGCGGCAAUGCGGCGGGGGAAGGCGACGGCGGCAAGGACGGCGAUGGGGGCCAGUUGAACCAGGCCGGUUCUGGCGCGCUGGCUCAGUCCGGCAGCGGCGCGGCUGCGGCUGCGGCUGCGGCUGGUGGUGGUGGUGGUGCUGCUGGUGCGAUUGACGGCGAGGACGCCCUCAUGGAAGAUGAGCUUUACGCUGGGUAUUAUGACCAUUUCGAUGACGAGUAUUACGCCGGCGGGGAGGAGGAGUAUGCGGUUGAUGAGGCCGCUGCAGCGGAAGGGGACGACGACGACGACGGCGGGGGUCAGAUGGACGCGGCCGGCGACGGUGACGUUGAAAUGCAGGACCAGGCGACAGGGGCGGAGGAUGCGCAAAAGCACGGCCGCGGCGAAGAAGAUGUUCAGCGGCGGCGUAGAAGCGGCGACGGCGACGUCAGUAGCAGCAGCGGCGGCAGCGAGUCGGAUAGCGACAAAGAUGAUAAGUCGGAUCAGGCGCAAGAGGAUGAUGAUGACGACGACGGCGGCGGCGGCGGCGCGCCGCCGCAGCCUACGGCGACAGCGGCAGUGGCGCGGGAUGCCAGCGCACGGGACGAAGAUCCAGGGGGGCCAGGGACCGCAGUGCAAGCGACGGCAAAAGCAGCGGCGGCAGCAGGAACGACAGCAGGUCAGGCCGGCGGCGCCGCUGCCGCUGCCGCCGGGCGCCUACUAGGCGAAAAGCUGUCAACGGGACGCGGUACGGCGCCAGCGCCGUCGGAGGCCGAUAAGGAUCACCGCCCUGGUUCAGGGGCAGCCAAGGACGGGGGUAGCGGCAGCGGCCGUGGUUCAUCAGGGCGGGGGAAAGGAAGUGAUCGCGACCGGGAUCGCGACCGGGAUCGGGGCCGGGACCGAGGCUCUAGUCAUGACCGACGGGAGCGUGGCAGCGGGGGCAGCGAACGCCGCCGCCGCCGGCGCGGGCGGUCAAAAUCUAGAUCCAGCUCACGGCCCAGAUCGCGAUCCAGAACCAGAUCGCGAUCCGGUACUCGGUCCAAAGCCUCGCGCGGGGGACGGUCCCGAUCGCGGACGAGGACCAAGACGGAGACAAAGGGGACCAACGGUUCGGCGGCGGCGGCGCCGCCGCCGCCACCACCGCCGCGUCUGGAGCUCCCGCCGGUGUCCGCCGCGACGCCACUCCUGACCGUCAUGUUGAGGCGGCCUCGCGCGCCUGCCGUAGCCGCCGCCGUGGCGCGUGUCAUGCGCAGGCUGACGGUAGCGGACCUGGUUGGCAAAUGUACGAUGGCCUGCCAUACGGUGGCGACGACGGCGCCAGCCGUCGGGAACGGCCCCGGCAGCGGCGCCGCCGCCGCAGCGGCGGCGGUCAUGGAGGCCAUGCUACCGCUACGGCAGCUGGCGGCGAUGCUGCCUGACCUGGCAGAAGCAGCGGCCGCAGGCACCGGCGGUGCGGUGACUGGCGCCGCUGGCCUCAGGAUACCCCUCCUCGGUUCAGCGCUUGCUGUGCUGGUCGUCCAGGGUGCCGGUAGCGGUGACGGCCGGCCGGCGGUUCCGGAGCCGCCGACGCUGGACCCUCCUGUACUGCAGAUCCUUGCAGCGCGUCCGCUCUUCCUAUCGCUCGCGGGCGCGUUGGACGCCAUGCAUGUCCAUGCGGGAGUGCUGCGUAAGGCAAUGGAGGCCGCUGCCGCCGCUGCGGCGGCGGCGGCGCCUGGCGGCGCGGAGGCGUCGGCGGCUGCUGCCUCCCAGCAGGCCGCGCUGUACGCACAGUCGCACCUGCAAGCGGUGCACCAGGCGCUUUUGGUGGGAUUGCGAAUGCUGCUGACGCCGUUGCUAUCCACUCCCACAGGCCUGGCGUUGGUGACGGCGCCGGCAGCACGCGCCGGCGUUGCCGCGCUUAUCACGGCGUUGGAUCCAACGGCAGCGGAUGCCGCCGCAGUUGCAACCGGCGUCGGCGCGCCUGCCGCAAGGCGAACCGUGACCACGGCAGCGGCGGCCGCUGCUGCCGCAGCCGGCGGCGGCAACGGCGCCGGCCCAGCGGCGGAGCUCGCGGCAAUGCUGUGUGACGCGCUGGCGGCGGAUGCCGCUGUCAGGAGCCUCGCCGGUGCAUGUGCGAACGGCGUGAAGGUCAUGGCAGUGCCUGAUCAGGCAGCUAUCUACGGACCCAUGGGUCCCUCGAUCCUCACGCUGCUGUACAUGUGCGCUGACUCGGAGCCCGGCCGUCAGGCGGCGGUGCUCGCGCUGUCGUCGUCUCGACCAGCGCUGGCUACGUUGCUGCGUGCCGUACGUGCGCGCCCGCGGGCGGCCAAGGCGCUCGCGGCGGCGGCGGCGGGAACGGGAGUCCACGCCGGGGCCGAUAUUCAUGGCGGCGGUCGCGGGGGGCUUCUGUACGACGAGGAUGACGAGCACGACACGUCCUUCCAGGCGGAGAGCCUGUACGGCAGUGCGCUGCUGCUCUGGGUCGUCCGCGACACUCGCCUUCAAGCUCUGGCGGGCUGGCUUCCUAUCGCUGGCGCGAUCGCCGAUGCGGCCCGUGCUGAGAGCGAGCUGCUGGGGACGUCCGCCAAUGCGGAGUUGCUCAACUCCAUCGGCUGCGGAGCGGAAAUGGCUAGGAGGACUGCCAGGGAGCUGCAGGGUCGCGCCGAGGCGGGUGUGGCGCUCAUGACGGGGGGUGUGACGGCGCUGCUGCGGCUGCUGGAGGACGUGCUGCCGCGACUUGAAGCGAGCGGGGCCGUCGACGCCGCGCAGACGCAGCAGCAGACGCAACAGCAGACGCAGCAGACGCGAGCCGCGAGCCGGGUGCCACGUAGCGUUGACGUCCGCGCCGCCACAGCGCUGGUGCGCGCCGGUGGAGAGCAGCGGGCCGCUACCGCUACAGCCGCGCUGGAGCUGCUGUCCGUGCUCAUGCGUGGCGGCGCCGCCGCAGCGGAGCGAGCUCGCAAUAGGAGAGCAGCGACAUCCUUACUGGCGGCGGCGCUGCAAGCAACGUCGGCGCUGCUGCUGGCGCUACGGCCCCUGGCGGCAGCGCGCCCAGCAGCGGCGUCGCCUGACGGCGACGCCGCCGCCGACGCCAGCAGCGGCCUUCGCCUCCGCAGCCGCGGCGUCAUCGAUGCGCUGCUGGCGGCACACGCCACGACGGUGCUGUCGUAUGAUAGCCUGGCGGCGGCGCUGGCUGGUGGCGCCGCUGCCGGCACGUCCGGCGUGCCCGGCGCCCCGUCAGGGUCGUACGAGCUGCUGCCAGCGCGGCUGGCGGCGGCAGCAGCGCUGGGCGCCUGGAUCGACGCGGGAUGGGAGCCGUCGGUGCUACCGACAGCCUUUGGCCUGGCGCACAGCUACCGGAAGGACGCCGCCAUUGAUAAGGCCCAUCUGGGUCUGGGGUACAUCCUCGGCGCCGCUGGCGGCGGCGGCUCCGACGGGGGCAACGGCACCGACGGGUCCGCUGCCGCGGCGGCGGCGGAGCGGGAGCCCGCCAACACUUCUUUAUCUCCGGAGCAGGGCUAUUGCCUAAUUAGCCUACUGGGCGACUUAUUCCCGCGGGAGUGGCCGCCGCCGCCGACGCCCGGGCAGCAGCAGAGCGCCGCGCUGCCGCCACCGACCAAUAUGGCCAAGAGGUCGCUGCUAGCGAGCGCACUGGAGACUGUUUCGGGCCAGUUUCUGCGACUGCUGUCUUUUGGAUACAACUCCGAGUCGCGGCUGGUUCGCUGCGCCACCGUGCGAAUGGUCGUUAAGGCGGCGGGGCUGGGCGGCGGCAUGCCCACCUUCCUGGCGGCGCCGCUGGUGGAGGCCCUGGCGGCGCUGGUGCGCGGCGGCGGCGGUGGCGGCGGCGCCGCAGCUGGUGUUCCGACGCCGCCGGCGCUUACGGAUGCUCGGCGGCUGUUGGAGGUCCUGGCGCCGCUAGCGUACAAGGCGACCAUCAAGCUCGUAUCAUCCUCAAUCGGAGGCGGUGCGGCAGCCGCCGCGGCGGAGGCCGCCGAGGUGCCCGUCGUCACCGGCCAGGCGCUGGAGGCCCUGCGCCUGCUGGCGGACCCCGAUCUGUCCCUGUCGCCGGCGGCUCCGAGGGAAACGCGACAACGGGAGGACGUGCCGUCGGUGGUGGAGGCGACGGCUAUGGUGACGGCGCUGCUGAGCUGUCUGCCGUACCUUGGCGUCAACGCCAGCCUGGCGGCGGCGCUGCUGGCGGGGCCGUCGUUCGGGCUGUCGACCUACCCCGCGGGCCGUGCGGCGUUGCGUCAGGGCGCCGUGAAGUGGCACAGCGCCCAGGCUGGUAUCGGUGCCAGUGGCGGGAGCGACCUGGCGCGACUGGUGGAGGCGCUCCGCUGGGCGGCAGGAAGGCUGCGUUCCUCCGCGGACGGCGCAAGGUCCUCCGCGGCGGCUGGCGGCGCGGCGGCGCAGGAGGGCGCGGUGGUGGCAGCGGCGUGCAGUGAGGUUGCCAAGAAAUUGGAGGAGGUGGCGAGCUCCACAACGGAGGCGGACAUUGAUACAGACUUCCCGCCGCCGCCGCCGGCGCCGCAGCGUUUCGUGGCGGCUGUCACCGCCGCGACGGAGGCGGCAGCGGCAGCGGCGGCCGCCGCCGUCGGUGCCGCGACGGGCUCAGCGGCCGCGGCGGCCGCCGCGACGGCUGCCGUUGCAGCUGCUGACGCGGCCGAGAACGAGCUUGGCGAGUUGGGCGGCGGCGGUGUCGCGUGGCCUUGGCCGGCUCCCCUCUCCCGCCGUCGGCGAUCUCGCGAUGUGCCGCGGCCGGCGGCGGCGGCGGCGGCAGCGGCGGCGACCAAGCCAUCUGCGGCCGGCGAGGGUGCCGCGGCCGGCGCCGGCGGCGGAGCCGGAACCGCUGUCGGGGGCGGCCGUGGUACCGGCCGUACUGCCGACGCGGCCGGCAGCGCACCUGAGGACGACAUUCCGAUCGUGACGGCGCCGCGCCGCCGCGGCGACAUGCGUGCGCGAGGUAGCAGCAGUCGUGCUCCCUCCAAGCACGUGGAUGACUACCAGCGAAUGGCGGGGGUCGCGACGGCGCCGCAACCCCCUGCUGGGCCCGCCGGCGGAGGUGGAGGUGGCGGCCCUAACGCAAUGGAUAGCCGAGCGUCGCCCCCGGCUCCACGGGCGCCAAUGGGGCCGCCGCCGCCGCGCCCACCGCCGGGUGCUCCGCCGCCGCCGGGGCCGCCGCCAGGGCAGCCGCCGCCCCCGGGACCCGGCGGUGCACUGAUGUCGGGGCCGUCAAAUAUGGGCUUGGGGGUGGGGAUGGGGAUGGGGAUGGGAAUGGGUGGCUUCAGGCCGCCAUCGCUACAGCCGCUGCCGAGCGCUGACGCCGACUCCCUGUACGACGAUCUGUUCGCUCCGACACCGGGGUCAGCCGGCGGCGGCGGUGGGGCCGGGGGACCGUUGGGUCGGGUGCCGUCCGGGGGUGGCGGUGCGAUGCCCGGGCGGUUCAGCAGCGGCUCAGGCCCGUUAGGAAGUGCAGGCAGCUUGGGUGGCGGGGCAGCAGCAGCAACAGCAGCGGCGUGUACAGCCGCAGCCGCAGCCGCAGCAGCCGCAGCUACACCAGCAGCAAAGACAACAACCACAGCAGCAGCAGCAGCGGGGGGGAGAUCUUGGCGACGCCUUAUACGCCGGGCUGCAAUCCCCCGUGCAGCACUGCUCCGCGACCCUGACAAGCUGCGCACGCUGCUGGCUACCAACCCCGCUCUGGCCGCCAUCAUCGCCCAGAGCGCCUCCUCUAUGGGCCUCCACCUACCCGCGAUGCAGCGCUGA
Molecule: messenger RNA, 7527 nt
Organism: Volvox carteri f. nagariensis
Lineage: Eukaryota; Viridiplantae; Chlorophyta; Chlorophyceae; Chlamydomonadales; Volvocaceae
Exons: 22
Coding region: 1-7527 (2508 amino acids)
Cellular component (GO): RNA N6-methyladenosine methyltransferase complex
Molecular function (GO): RNA binding
Source: RefSeq, a predicted model, not a curated record